UCCCACGGUUAAGGAGGUUUCCCUCUGGCAGUUGCCAUUAGUGGCUCUGCUCGGCAUGGGCGUGAUUUUUUACAAGGUCUCAUGACAGACCGGACCCGAGCAUAAUUUGGGUAGGCGCAGCAACGACAUGGUUGAGAUCGGCGUCAAGAGACGGGCAUUGUCUGGGUGGCUGGGCAUUUCGAUACCACACGGAGGAUAGCAUUGACGUCGAACGCUCCGGCCGGACGCUUCUAUCACCGGCUCCGGGCCGUGCUGCGACAUUGUGUGGGCGGGGGUUACUUAACGAUAUGUAUGGUAUUUCUUGGUUUUGUUGAGCGCCGGGUAUCGGACAAGGAAAGCAAUGAAAGGCAUUGUGGUCUUGACUCGGCAUCCUUGGUCCCGAAUGCGCCAACAUUGGCAAAUUGUGUUGCCUGUGAGAAGGAAGGGUAUUGGGGGGAAGGAAAAGGACAAAGCCACAAAGGGCUCAGCCUCGAGGAUGGGAUGACGUCCAGACUGAGAAGGUCCUUGGCUGGUAGCCUUGUCACAACUGUGUGGUUGGGUCCCGCCAUCCACACCUCGGAGAGAGUUCGUCUGAUUUACCCGGGACGGAUCCAAACGGUUGGGUCCCGGCAUGGGAAGGCACCGGCGGUGUGGGAACGGAUGGUGGUAGAGUGCUGGUUGGCUGGACGUCCACCCAGCGUGGUGGCGUUCCUUCUGUGCGUGGUUUCUCGGACUCUUGAUGAAGAUUUUUUGUGUUUUGGUUUGCUAGAGAAUGAGGAUAAGGAAGGGAGACAGAAAGAUAAGGGAUAGUAUAAGAGAGAGAGAGAGAGAGAGAGAGAGAGAGAGAGAGUGUGCAAGAGGCGAGAAAAUAGGCCAGAAAAUGCGCAAGCAAGCAAAUAGGCAAUGAAUAAGCA
Messenger RNA from Colletotrichum phormii, 893 nucleotides. RefSeq lists its product as uncharacterized. The record is from RefSeq and is a predicted model, not a curated record. Lineage: Eukaryota; Fungi; Ascomycota; Sordariomycetes; Glomerellales; Glomerellaceae. The transcript has a single exon. The coding region runs from base 292 to 789 and encodes 165 amino acids.